Messenger RNA from Podarcis muralis (Common wall lizard), 1348 nucleotides. The record is from RefSeq and is a predicted model, not a curated record. Lineage: Eukaryota; Metazoa; Chordata; Lepidosauria; Squamata; Lacertidae.
AUGGUGUCAGGAAGUGCCUUGUCGGAAUGCUGCGAGGAAGCGACUUGCUCCAUCUGCCUGGAGUACUUCAAGGAUCCAGUUACCAUCAACUGCGGGCACAACUUCUGCCAGACUUGACUCACCCAGUAUUGGGCAGAGUCCAGCACAGACUCUUCCUGCCCUCAGUGCAGGGAAACCGUUCAGCAGAGGAACUUCCGGCCAAACUGUCAGCUGGCCAACCUUGUGGAGCUGGUCAAGAAACUUCAGGAAGGGAGGAAGGAAGAUGGCAAGAGGGGAAUGUGUCCGAGGCAUCAGGAGCCCCUGAAACUCUUCUGCAAUAAUGAUCAAGACCCCAUCUGUGUGGUGUGUGACAGAUCCAAGGAACACAGAGAACAUAGUGUGUUCCCCAUGGAAGAGGCUUCUCAAGAGUAUAAGGAUAUCAAAAGCACUUUGAGCAGGUAUGAAAAAGCACUAGGGAGGCAUCUGGUGGAACUGUGUCCAGGGCUGGAGGAGACUCUCAGAAUUUGCGCUCAGAAAAAUUCUGCUCUGGAAAAAGCUAUUGAGAAAUGUGAAGUGAAUGUGACUUUGUACCCAGACACGGCACACCCCAACCUCAUCCUGUCCGAGGAUCUGAAGUGCGUCCAAUGGGGAGACAGGCGCCAGGACCUGCCCGACAACUCCGAGAGAUUCGACAAGGAGAUGUUUGUCCUGGGCCGCAAGAGAUUCACUUCUGGGCGGCAUUGGUGGGAAGUGGAGGUCGGAGGGGAAUGGGCCGAGUGGGCGGUUAGUGUGGCACGAGAGUCUGUCAGGAGGAAGGGGGACAUCACCCUUAACCCUAGCGAGGGGUUCUGGGCUCUGCAGAAGACCAUGGUGGACACUUUUGGGUCAUUCUCCGAUUGGCAGCUCUCAGCUUCGACUUCCCCUAAGCUGACCGUCGUGUACGCCAGAAGCGAACUCAGGAAGAUCCGAGUAUCCCUACACUAUGAAGAGGGCCUCGUGGAGUUUUUUGAUGGCGACACCAACAACUCGAUCUUCGCUUUCCCCUCAGCUUCCUUCUCUGGGGAGAGGAUCUGCCCGUUUUUCCACCUGAAGUAGGGAGGCAAGCUGAAAUGUUGAAUCUCAAGGAUCCAUUUCCGCAACUCUUGAAAAAUGUGGGCGCUUUCUCCUCUAGGCCUAGGCAAGGAGGCGCAGCCUGAUAAAUUUUUAGCACAUCCAGUUCUCAGCCCUGCCGAUUUUAGUCAAGCGAGGCGUGGCAUUAAGGAUGCUAUUGGCCUUUGGCGGUUAUUUACUAAAAAAAUAAGCCAGCAUGUGGACGGCAAAUCCAGACUGGAGCUUCGGCAGGGGCAAAGCAACACACAGCACUUUUUCC